CCCAUCGUCUUCCCUUUUUCUCCUCUUGAAACUUCUCUGCUCUUCUCUUCUCUUCUCUUCACCUCUCUCUCUGUCUCUUGAACGGAAGGAUGAGAAAACCUUGUUGUGACAAGCAAGACACGAACAAAGGGGCGUGGUCGAAGCAAGAAGACCAGAAGCUCAUCGACUACAUUCGCAAGCACGGCGAAGGAUGCUGGCGGACUCUUCCUAAGGCCGCUGGUCUACUUCGUUGCGGGAAGAGUUGUAGGCUGAGAUGGAUAAACUAUUUGCGGCCUGACCUCAAAAGAGGCAACUUUGCUGAGGAUGAAGAGGAUCUUAUCAUCAAGCUUCAUGCUCUUCUAGGCAACCGAUGGUCGCUAAUUGCUGGGAGAUUGCCCGGACGAACCGACAAUGAAGUGAAGAACUAUUGGAACUCGCAUUUGAGGAGGAAACUCAUAAACAUGGGCAUUGAUCCUAACAAUCACCGGCUAAACCAGACUCCACCUCGCCUUGAGACCUCGAACAAUGUCUCCGUUAGCACGACUUCUUCUGGAUUGAAGAUUCAUCUAAGUCCGCGGCAAAAAUCCCGCAGCGGCGACAAAGAGCAGGUGUCAGAUGCUGGGAGUUGCCUGGACGAUGAACCUAGCAGGUUGCCCGACUUGAACCUCGACUUAACAAUCAGCAUGCCGUCUCCUCUGCCCGCAAAGAUUGAGAAGGAGAGAAACACUAGUUCUUACAAGCAUGGCAUGCCCAGGGACUCGGAAAUUGCUCCAUCAUCCACUCUGGUUCUCUUCAGAUAACCAACCGUGCAGACCAAUUAAUCAUUAGGCAGAUUAGAUUGAGCAGGCCCCUGAUGAAUAUUUGAAAAUUAGGGCAACCUAGCUGAGGUGAUUCAAUGACUAUAUGUGGUAUGCUGUUUCGCGACAUACAUUGAUUUCUGAAGUCUAAAUCAAUCGGCAAGGAUUGAUAUGAUACAUUAGCUUAAUACGAUAAACUAUCUCACAGAAGUAAUGGGGUCGAGCCGGACAAGGGUUGAAUCAUAUCGACCCACUUCUGUAGAGAAUUUUAAGCAUAAUCUCUGGAGCGGAAUGGGCAUAGAUGAUGUACUGCCAAGCUAGGACCAUUGGAUUAACAAGGGAUUACUGGGAGCUUGCGGUUGUAAAUCUAAUCAGUUAGAUAGGGAGGUGGAUUCGAUUGUGUUAAACACAAAUGUACUCGAGAUCUACCAUAGACAUAUAUAUGUUAACGAUUGAAAUGUAUCAGGUGCUAAUCACUGAAUUUAUAUGGUCCUUAAAGUUUUUGCCUUUG
This is a messenger RNA of Rhodamnia argentea, 1287 nucleotides long. RefSeq names its product transcription repressor MYB4-like. The record is from RefSeq and is a predicted model, not a curated record. Lineage: Eukaryota; Viridiplantae; Streptophyta; Magnoliopsida; Myrtales; Myrtaceae. Bases 90 to 779 code for a protein of 229 amino acids. The transcript has 3 exons.